Messenger RNA from Scleropages formosus (Asian bonytongue), 3460 nucleotides. It is a transcript of the gene aadac, whose product is annotated as arylacetamide deacetylase. Gene Ontology annotation, cellular component: membrane. Lineage: Eukaryota; Metazoa; Chordata; Actinopteri; Osteoglossiformes; Osteoglossidae. The record is from RefSeq and is a predicted model, not a curated record. Gene Ontology annotation, molecular function: carboxylic ester hydrolase activity. The coding region runs from base 92 to 1315 and encodes 407 amino acids. The transcript is spliced from 5 exons.
GAGGGAGGUAAGAGGGAGGUAAGAGGGCGGUAAAGAGAGGCAGACCCGGCGGAAGCGCGACAGAGAGAAAAGCUCCUCGUCCCGGUGUGAAAUGCGGGGGAACGCGCUUCUCGCGCUGCUGCUGCUCGUGGGCGCGCUCAGCUCCUACUACCUGUACAGCCCGAUUCCCGAGCAGAUCGAGCAGCGCUGGAAGCUGCUUCUCACCGACUGCUUCUUCAGGACCCUCAGCCACCUGGCAGACCUCAGUGAACUGCUGGGUGUGAAGGACUACAUGGGCAUUAUGAUGUUCAUCACCAAGAUGGAGGCAGUGGUGCCGGUGUCGGACGAGCACGUGCGUGUGACCGAGGAGCUCUUCGACGGGGUCCAGGUCAUGGUGUAUGAGCCCAACUGCCGGCACAGCGAUGGAGACCUGAGAAGGGCUGUCAUCUAUCUCCAUGGAGGAGGAUGGUGUCUGGGAAGUUCCAGGAUGGAACCCUACGAUCAUCUCUCAAGGCAGAUGGUUAAGGAGCUCAACGCUGUUGUGGUGUCUGUGGAGUACCGCCUGGCUCCAGCGCACCACUUCCCCGUCCCCUUUCAGGACGUGUACCGAGUGGUGAAAUACUUCCUCCAGAGGUCCGUUCUGGCCCGCUACGCGGUGGACCCGGAGCGUAUCGCCGUGUCAGGGGACAGCGCCGGGGGCAAUCUGGCAGCUGCCGUCGCUCAGCAGCUACAUCAGGACCCAGAGCAGCAGGUGCAGCUGAAGGUGCAGGCGCUGCUCUACCCCGUCCUGCAGGCUCUGGAUCUGAACACGCCCUCGUACCAGCAGAACGAGAACAUGCCCAUCCUGCCGCGGCGCCUCAUGGUGCGCUUCUGGAGCGAGUAUCUGACGAGCAACAAGUCGUUGUUCCGUGCCAUGCUCACCAACUCGCACAACGGCCUCGAGUCGGCCUCCCUGCUCAAGUUCGUCAACUGGAGCACCUUGCUGCCCGAGAGCUUCCGCGGCUCGUACCGGUACAGCGCCCCCCCGAUCGAGGCCCAGGGGGCCGGCCCCGCCCUGGACGGCCUCACCGACCCCAGAGCGUCGCCGCUGCUCGUCCCCGACGCGGCGCUGCGGCCGCUGCCCAAGACCUACAUGCUGACGUGCGAAUACGACGUGCUGAGGGACGACGGGCUCAUGUACGCCACGAGGCUGCGGCACGCCGGCGUCCACGUCACGCACCGGCACUACUCGGGCGGCUUCCACGGCGCCCUCAUGUUCGUCGUGUGGCCCACCGACUUCGACAUCGGCCACCGCAUGACGAGGGACUACGUCCGGUGGCUCGAGCACAACCUGUAGGCUGAGAAGACGAGUGUCCCUGUAGCGCUAGGCAUUCUGCUCGUGUCUCCCGGUGGUUUCCUCUCGCAUGUGCAUGUGGACAGAGAGCUUCUGGGGUGUCUCAUGUUCCCGUGUCGCACUGCUGCAGCUGCUCGUCAACCUCACAUUAGGACCAUGAGCACUCUGAAGGAUUGGCCGAGCCUCGAUUCGUCCGCUGCUGCUCCAGCAGGGCUGCGUCUCCUCCGUGUUUACGCUGCUUUCUAGAUUCUUUGCGAGAGAAGGAUGCGUUCUGACGGUUCGUGUCACAAGGUUUCCGAAAAACUUCCUGCUUUCUGCGGUUGGGCCCGCAGGAACAUGAGCAGCAGCAGUGAGAGAUUCUUGUGGAGAUCAUAUGAACGGCUCCACUGAUAGCAUGUGACUUUACUGCAUGUGUAAGAUACACACACACACACACACACACACACACACACACACACACACACAUCUUCCCCAAGGAGGAGGAGGAGCGUGGUGCCGGUCCCCCCCGACACUGCUGAGGGACUCGUCGCAGGCCUGUUUUUUACCCAGUGCUCACCUGACAGCGGGUGACUUGUGCCUCGUCAUCCGCCCUGUGCACUUACUACGAGGGAUGCGCACGGCUCCCUCCCCUCCUCGCCUGAACUCAUCACCUUUAACACACACAACACACACACCUCACCGGACCAGCGGGUGACCGUGGCACCGGGGGGUGGGAGUUCGCACACCUCUAACAUCACCAGUUCUCCUCUCACCGCUGACAUGGUGAUGCCCUUGUAGAGAAAUAAGUUCAAUUUUGAACUCCAAGCAAUAAAUUAGUUUGUGAAUAAUAGACACUAGAGCAGCCAGAAUGCAAUGCCGUGCUGAUCUCCUUAAAUUGAUUAGAAAACAUUUUGAUGCGACACAGGUUCACUCCUCCUUUCCAUGGUCACUUGUAUGUCCGGCCCAUUGCUGGGAGUCCACAGAGCUCUGGACGUGGAUGUGAAGCUCAGCUGAGGUCUGCAGGGUGCAGCUCCCAGGUACAGAGCAGAGCUCCACCACCCAAGGGUGGCCAGAGAAAGAGGUCCAGAUCACAGACGCCCGGCGGCCGCCACACACUCGUCCUCUAGUUGCCAUACCUCCUCGCAUUGCUGAUGUUCUUGAUGUGCUGAUGCUGCUCUCAGCAAAGCGCCGGAAUUUUCCAUCACUCUUCUUUGGGAAUAAACAACCCCGCCGUCGUUGCACUCUUCUACUCUUGCUUUGGUACCAGUGGUCCUGCUGAUUUGUAACAGGACGUCUCGUCACUGAUGCACAGGCACCAGGACGUCAGCAACACGCAUCUAAAUCUCCUACAGCUGGCCCAGCAAAUUCAAUGUUGAUGGUUUUCCUUUUCACGUUUUCAGCUGCAAUGAGAGCAUAAACAGAGGAGCGACAGAGUCCAAACACGGUUAAAAGUGAACAACAUGCAGCCUGAGCUGGCAGUAGAUCACAGCGGUGAGAAACUCACAUUGAUUUGCUGGGUUCCUCUGAUGAGCAGCUCCUCGGGUGGCACCGCCAUGCUUGUGGUGGCUGUUUCGGGGCCCUGAAGCGAAGACACAAGGACCGGCUGUGUCUCAUUGAGUAGAAACUGUUCUUCUCCACAUGUUGGUAUCGAGAGCUGCGAGCCCCCAGGCUGCACGUGAGCACAUCAUUCCUGCCAAGGCUCUCCUGGUGUGGUCAUUCGCAGAUCUCAAGUUGUGCAAAGGCCCUUUGGAGAGGAGGCACUUUUGGACAUGCAAACACACACACGCACACACACACCCACACACACAAAAGCACACGCUAUGCACGUUUUUCAUCUCUCCUCCCAGCAAGAACAGUGUGUGACUUUGGGAUCCAUGCGUGAUCACAGGGAUGUGUUGCUCUCCAGCCCGUGCAAGUCGGCCUCGCGGACCCGCUGGGCACCUGCGGGCUUAGAAUCCCAUUGAAGCGCUCAUCGUCAGACGUAUUUCACAGCUGGCGCAUGUUGAUCAGUAGCGUGCAGUUUCACGUGACUCAUGUGUAGCAGCGUUUGUAAUUGUGACUUAGGUACCUCGGAUUUUCACGUGAUGUUUCUGUCCACUCUUUGUAAAAUAUGGCUAUGAAAAUGUAAGAGAUCCAAUCUACUAAGAACCAGCAAUUAAACUAACAUCA